Zingiber officinale is the source of this 999-nucleotide messenger RNA. RefSeq lists its product as uncharacterized. NCBI's taxonomy places the organism in Eukaryota, Viridiplantae, Streptophyta, Magnoliopsida, Zingiberales, Zingiberaceae. Bases 1 to 999 code for a protein of 332 amino acids. The transcript is spliced from 4 exons. Gene Ontology annotation, molecular function: zinc ion binding; nucleic acid binding. The record is from RefSeq and is a predicted model, not a curated record.
AUGGUAUCAGGGUAUUGGUUCUUUCGGUCUUACCUUGUGGUACAUAUCAGGAAUGAAGCGCGGAGAUACGACCCCUCGUCCGCGUCGUGGUCCGGAGUGACCCCGGAAGCAGCCUAUCGACCUCAGUGGGUUCCUCCUACAUUACCACCCAUAGCUCCCACUCCUGCUGCCACUUCUUGGACAAGGGACAGAGCUCGGAUUCCAUUACUGGCCCGGUCGGUAAAGGAUCGUUUUACUUUAUUCCAUGGAGUUCCUGAUCCUAGUAUUGCUUGUUCUUGGUUGGGAAAUGUGGAGGAUACUUUCGAGUAUUUGUCGCGUACUGAAGAAGAAAAAGCCGAAUUAGCUGCGUACCACCUUCGAGAUCAGGCUGUUACAUGGUGGAAGAUGCAGAAGACAUUUUUUGGAGACCAGAGUAUCACCUGGACUUUAUUCCGAGAUGCAUUCGAGAGACAGUAUUUCCCAGCUCCUUAUCGUAUGGCGCGUCGACAGGAAUUCUUACAUCUGAAGCAGGGUGAUCGGUCUGUGAUGGAGUAUGAUGCGAAAUUUAACCGAUUGGCUGAGUAUUGCCCUCAUCUAGUUGCCCAGGAGAGCGAUCGGAUGUCUGGCUUCGCUCCUAGUACGUACCGGGAGGCGUUGGAUAGAGCUUUGAUGAUUGAGAUGACACAACAACAAAUUUCACUGGAAAAAGGAAAGGAUAAGCAAAAGGCUCAGGGUACGACUCCAAAUCAGAAACAACGGAACCAAGGUCAGAAGAAACGGAAGAAAUGGCAGGGAUCCCAGUCUACUUCAGGAGAGUCCUAUCAAUCAUCGAAGAUGGGACGAUCAUCCGCUGGUUCUUCUGGACCUCCUCAGAAGGAUUCCUCUGGUGGACUUAGAUGUUUUAGAUGUGGUGUUGAGGGUCACGCUAAACCUGACUGCCCAUUGAGCCAAGAUAUAUGUUACUACUGCAAGCUUCCGGGGCAUGUGAGCCGCGAUUGUACUCUGAAGGCUCAGCUAUAG